This is a messenger RNA of Callithrix jacchus (white-tufted-ear marmoset), 674 nucleotides long. It is a transcript of the gene LAMTOR2, whose product is annotated as late endosomal/lysosomal adaptor, MAPK and MTOR activator 2. NCBI's taxonomy places the organism in Eukaryota, Metazoa, Chordata, Mammalia, Primates, Cebidae. The record is from RefSeq and is a predicted model, not a curated record. Gene Ontology annotation, biological process: positive regulation of TOR signaling. Gene Ontology annotation, molecular function: molecular adaptor activity; guanyl-nucleotide exchange factor activity.
GGUGGGGAGUUGAGUCGGAACUACAAUAACCAGGCGAGGAAACUACAACUCCCAGGGCGUUUGGAAGCAGGCCACGGGACUACGGGAAGCAGAAGUCAGCGGCUCGCGGGAGGCACCUCGGAGGAUCUGGGUGCAAAAGCCCAGGGUUAGAAGCCGUAGGCAUGUUGCGCCCCAAGGCUUUAACCCAGGUGCUAAGCCAAGCCAACACUGGAGGAGUCCAGAGCACCCUGCUGCUGAAUAACGAGGGAUCACUGCUGGCCUACUCGGGUUACGGGGACACUGACGCUCGGGUCACUGCGGCCAUAGCCAGUAACAUCUGGGCCGCCUACGACCGGAAUGGGAACCAAGCGUUUAAUGAAGACAAUCUCAAAUUCAUCCUCAUGGACUGCAUGGAGGGCCGUGUAGCCAUCACCCGAGUGGCCAACCUUCUGCUGUGUAUGUAUGCCAAGGAGACCGUGGGCUUUGGAAUGCUCAAGGCCAAGGCCCAGGCUUUGGUGCAGUACCUGGAGGAGCCCCUCACCCAGGUUGCAGCAUCUUAAUGGCAUUGGUGGAAGCUGGGGUCAGAAAAGAGACAUGACCGUUUGGAGGGGUGGGGCCUCCUAGAAGAACCUUCUUGGACGAUGCCGGGAGGAUGGGACUUUGUUUUUUCUAAGAAUAAACUUCAAUUCUGGUCA